AUGUGUAUUAGCAAGAUUAUUAUUAAUAUUCGCUAUUUUAAAUUCAUGUUCUCUAUGGUCUUUGUGUGGUUUUUACUGCAAAGAUUUGUUAUUAUGUACAUUAAUGCCACAUCUUUUUAUAAUGUAAUAGAAUUCAUAUUUAUAUGCAUUAUAUUUAUAUUAUUCACAGUAAUAUAUAAUUAUUUCUUGUUAUUUUUUCUCUUCUUUGUAUUUAAAUGUUUUUGUCUGGUAGACUGUUUAUUUUUGUUAUUCAACUUCGAAUGUUGCCUUAUAUAUUGUACACUAAGUUUAUACUUGUGCUUUGUAUGCAUAUUUUUUUCAUACUAG
Trypanosoma theileri is the source of this 327-nucleotide messenger RNA. RefSeq names its product NADH dehydrogenase subunit 5 (mitochondrion). The record is from RefSeq and is a predicted model, not a curated record. NCBI's taxonomy places the organism in Eukaryota, Euglenozoa, Kinetoplastea, Trypanosomatida, Trypanosomatidae. The transcript has a single exon. Bases 1 to 327 code for a protein of 108 amino acids.